AGUUCCAGCGCUCCUGCUCCGAGUGAUCGCCGUGAUCGCCGCGAGUAACCGGAUCUUGAUUUUAAUAGGAAGUCCCACGCCCGUCUGCAAUGAGUGCACUGUGUUUGUCGCUGCUGCUGGCCUGUCAACCGGUCGUCUAUGGUCGAGGUCGUGCGUAUGAUGGUGAGAAGAACUUUUGGCUCAGUGGAUAUCCGCAUCCGAACGAUGUCGGUUAUGAUCAGCCAGGGAAUUACGGUGAUCGUGUUAUUGGCAAACCGAAAAGUGCCCCAUCCUGGACCUACUCCAUUGACGAUGCGAUCGGUCCACCGAACUGGGGCAUAGUGGCGCCAGCGUGCAGUGGCACAUACCAGAGUCCCAUCAACAUCGUCAGCCAGGAAUCGUUGUUCGUUCGCCGGAAGCUACCGCUGGAGCUGGAUGGAUUGCGGAAUAUUCCAGGCGCGAUGAAGGUCGAGAAUGAGGGCACGUCAGUGAAGUUCAGCCCUCAGUGGAAUGGCCGCGCCCGUCCGGUGUUGCGUGGUGGUCCGCUAAAAAAUAAAUAUAUUUUCGAGCAGUUCCACUUCCACUGGGGACCCGAUAAUAGCGUCGGAUCGGAGCACACACUGGAUGGGAAACAGUUUCCGCUCGAGGUGCAUCUGGUGUUUUACAACGGGCUGUACAAGUCCUUCAGCGAGGCCAAGGCCGAGGUUGACGGGAUCGCGGUGAUUGGGUUCCUGUACGAAACCAUUCCCAACUCAGCCGACUAUUCAAUCAACGUUUGGAGCAACUAUUUGCCACAAGUGAGACAACCGCACUCCAAAGCGCAGCUUCCGUACAGUAAGGCAUUCUCGUUGGCGAGUGUAAUCGGAGAGAUGGGAUGGCCGUUCUACUCGUACUCCGGUAGUCUCACUACGCCACCGUGCCUCGAAACGGUCACGUGGAUCGUGGCUAGCAAACGGCUGGCCGUUACUGAGCGUGAAAUGAAGCUGUUCAGGGCAACGCUCGGAGAGGAUGGUAGUCCACUGCGGUUCAACUUUCGACCCACGCAGCCCCUUAACAAUCGACGUGUUUUCCGUUACUAGUUAUACUUAGUAAUCUCUUAGUUCCUUUGGCGCCCUUUGCACCAGGUAGUU
Molecule: messenger RNA, 1109 nt
Organism: Anopheles aquasalis
Lineage: Eukaryota; Metazoa; Arthropoda; Insecta; Diptera; Culicidae
Product: carbonic anhydrase 7
Cellular component (GO): cytoplasm
Molecular function (GO): zinc ion binding; carbonate dehydratase activity
Source: RefSeq, a predicted model, not a curated record